AUGUCCAAUCAAAUGGAAUUUAUGAUGCAGCUUUAUAUGAUGAACCUGCUGCAGCAACAACAACAACUGCAGCAGCAGCAACAGCAACCGCAACAACAACAACAGCUGUCGAGCUUUGCCUACACACAGAAAGAGGAUAUCAGCAGCAGCACAUGCCUGCAACAACAGCAACAGCAGCAGCAGCAGCAACAACUGCAGCAGCAGCAACAGCAACACAAGACAAGAACGCACAAACGAACAAAUUCGCAAAACACGAACUGUAGUAGUAGCCGUAGUUGUAGUCCCAAUAUGACAUCAACGCCAAACGAGCAAGCAGCAGCAGUAGCAGCAGCAGCAGCAACAUGUGCAGCAGCAGCAACAGCAGCAACAUCUGCAGCUGGCAACCUUUCGGCAGUCACAGUCAAAUAUGAGCAGGAUUUCGAUGAUGAGGACGACAAGCCGCUGUCGAGCUUGAACAGCUGCAGCUCCUCGGGCCUGGCCAGCACCAAUGAUGCUAGCACCAGCGCCAGCACCGAGAAGCUGCUCCUGUUGUCCGGCAUACAGCCGCUGGAGAGUACGAGCACCACCGACAGCAACGACUCGCCCAGCAUGUACACGCCCGUCAAGCAGCCAGCGGACUCCUCAUACAAUGUCGUCACCAGCAUCGAUAAUGAGGCCACAUUGAGCACGCCCCUGGCACAGAGCAACUCGCUGCUGACGCCGCCGCCCUCCAGUGAUCAGGGCAAGGGCAUUGUUAGUCUGAGCACGGCCAGCAGCUUGGACGCCUUUCUGCAGAACGAGGAGAAUCUGAAGAAUCUGCGCAAGGUGUCCUCGUAUCUGGAGUGCGAGAAUACGCUCUGUCGCCAGGAGACGCUGCGCGAGCAUUUUCACUGCUACGAUGAGCCCUGCCAGGGCAAGAUAUUGAGCAAAAAAGAUGACAUCAUACGCCAUCUAAAGUGGCACAAGAAGCGCAAGGAGAGCCUCAAACUGGGCUUCGCACGGUUCUCCUCCGCGGAUGACUGUGCGCCCGCCUAUGGCGAUGGCUGUGCCUACAAUUGGAAGCAGACCCACUAUCACUGCGUCUACGAGCACUGUCCCAAGGUCUAUGUGAGCACCAGCGAUGUGCAGAUGCACGCCAACUUCCAUCGCAAGGACUCGGAGAUUGUGAACGAGGGUUUCCGGCGUUUUCGCGCCCACGAGAAUUGUCGCAUUGAGGAUUGCCCCUUCUACGGCAAGAAGAUAUCGCACUAUCAUUGUUGUCGCGAGGGCUGCAAUCACACCUUCAAGAACAAGGCCGACAUGGACAAGCAUAAGACGUACCAUUUGAAGGACUAUCAGCUGACACAGGAUGGCUUCAAGAAGAUACUCAAAACGGAACAGUGUCCUUUCGAGUCCUGCAAGUUUUCCACGGUGUGCAAUCACAUACACUGCGUGCGCGAGAACUGCAACUACAUCCUGCACUCGAGCAGCCAAAUGAUUAGUCACAAGCGCAAGCACGAUCGCCAGGAUGGCGAACAGGCCUAUCAGCAGUUCAAGAGCAAACAGGAGGAUACGGACGACACCAUCUCACUGGAUGCCACACCGCUGCCGACCAGUGCCGCCAACAGCAACAGCUCCAACUCCACCACACCGCUCUCCUCGCUCUCCGCGGAACACUUUCUGGCACGCAAACGUGGUCGGCCGCCCAAGAAGAUUCAACUGCCCGCCGAUGCACAGCAAUCGGAAGCGAAGCGUCUGAAACUGGAGGACACCGACAGCAAUCCGGCGCCAACAGCACCGGCGCAGUUCCAGCCCCCGCCCAACAGCAAUUCACUGAGCAGCGCUCUGUUCCCCAAUCUGAUGCCCAACUUUACGGCCGCUGCCGCCGCCGCAGCUGCCGCGGACGCUGCAACGGCGCCGAAUUUCCAGCUGACGCAUCUGAUGGCGCUCUUCCAGCUGCAGAAUCCGCUCUUCUAUCAGAAUCUGUAUCCGGGCGCCGCGGCUGCCAAUAUGCUGGCCGUGCCACAGAAUGCGUCCAUGUUUGGCAAUUUGGCCGCCUUCAGCGCAGCGGCCGCUGCGGCAGCGGCGGGCGUCCAGCAGCAGCCGAAGAGCGAGUUUAGCAUUAAGCCCGAGUUCAAGGAGUAG
Molecule: messenger RNA, 2103 nt
Organism: Drosophila novamexicana
Lineage: Eukaryota; Metazoa; Arthropoda; Insecta; Diptera; Drosophilidae
Gene: cas
Product: transcription factor castor
Exons: 5
Coding region: 1-2103 (700 amino acids)
Biological process (GO): positive regulation of transcription by RNA polymerase II; regulation of neuron differentiation
Cellular component (GO): nucleus
Molecular function (GO): DNA-binding transcription factor activity, RNA polymerase II-specific; RNA polymerase II transcription regulatory region sequence-specific DNA binding
Source: RefSeq, a predicted model, not a curated record